Messenger RNA from Cyprinus carpio (common carp), 1978 nucleotides. RefSeq names its product DNA topoisomerase 2-alpha-like. Lineage: Eukaryota; Metazoa; Chordata; Actinopteri; Cypriniformes; Cyprinidae. Gene Ontology annotation, cellular component: nucleus. The transcript has 7 exons. Gene Ontology annotation, biological process: resolution of meiotic recombination intermediates; sister chromatid segregation. The coding region runs from base 754 to 1161 and encodes 135 amino acids. The record is from RefSeq and is a predicted model, not a curated record.
GUGUUAUCGUCUUAUUUAUUGGACCUAAGAAAGGAGGCGGGCCGCUGCUCACAAUCUUUAAAGCUAUUGUUUAGAAAUGCAACAAAUGCCCACUACUGACAGUGAAUGGCCAGCGACCUUGGCGGGAGACACAUAAUAUGUGUAAUUUGAAAUUUUAAAAGAGGUUGUGACUGGGGUUUAUAGUUGCGCGUGUCAUUGGAUUAGUUCAUGUGUUCAUAACUGUAAUUCAGAUAGUUUGAUGCAUCUUCCGUAAUUCAGAAGGGCUAGUGAUUUGACAGCAGUAAGUUACAAGGCAGAUCUGUUUGUAUUAUAGUUAAAAAAAUUGUUUCGUUUUUGUGCUAGACGUUAACUGUGAGAAUGGCUGCAACAGAAGGACCUCUGAACUUUGUUUGAGAAUAAGGCUCUCAGUAAGCCCAAGAAAGAUGAGAAGCGUCUGUCUGUGGAAAGGAUUUAUCAUCAGAAGACCCAGCUGGAGUAUAUCCUGCUACGGCCCGACACCUACAUAGGCUCAGUGGAGCAUGUUACUCAGCAAAUGUGGGUGUUUGAUGAGGAUGUGGGAAUGAACUGCAGAGACAUCACAUAUGUGCCAGGACACUAUAAGAUCUUUGAUGAGAUUCUGGUUUCAAAUGUUACUCCAAGCGCAUAACACAUUCAUCUUCAUAACACAAACGAAGAUAUUUAUAAUGAAACCUGAGAGGUUUCUGUCCCUCCAUUGGAAAUCAAUGAAACCCAAACUUUCAUAAACCAUGAAAAAUGGUUUCAGUGCUUAUCAUGGCGGAGAUACUGUUGACAAGAACCAAGAACACAGCAAUAUGCGUGAUUUGCAAUGCUCAGGCUCAAAGUCUGGAAAACAGACCACCCUCUCCUUCAAACCAGUCCAGAAGAAGCAGCAGCCCUGUUCUUCUGAGGAGGGAGAGUCUGAAUCUGACAUGGAGUUCAUCCAUGAGGAAGUGGCUCCAAGAGAGAAAAGAGAGCGCUAAGGUGUUUGUUGACUGGACAAAGAGCACUAAACAGAAGCGCUCUGUCAUUGAGGAUGAUGAGUUCUUCAACCCAGAACCCAGCGGUGCUCCUGAUAGUGACGUGGACUCCCCUCCUCCCCCACCUGUUGUAAUGCAAAGAGCUGGGAUGAUGAUGAAAGCUUUCAGUUGGAAGAGAAUAUAGUGACAUCUGCAGCUCCCAGGAGCCGAGCUGCACGUACCACCAAACCUGUGACCUAUGCUCUUGAUUCAGAUUCUGAUGACUAUUAAAUAUCCUGAAGUAGCCUGUGUUAAGUUUAUAAACCUUGAGGAAACAUUUAUACUUGCAGAAAGCCUGUUUCAUGUUGCCUAUUUUUUAAAGCGAUCUAUGACAAACUAGCCUCACAUGUUUGACCUGAUUUCUUAGUUUUUCUUUUUAUAACAUGUAACAACAUUAUUGCACAUUACCCUUCUUCAUUGUUGCUUUUUAUACAUAUUGUAUUGUCUUGUAAAUAUUUUAUGUUAAAUUUUGAGUGAGUGUUUGACUGGUUUUAUGAAUACACAUUUCUAAUCAAUUCCACAAAUGACUGAAAACUCUGUACUGUGGCAUCCACAGUAUUGAUUACAAUAUCUGCACGUUUUCAUUCUGAUCCUCACUGAGAACUCAAGUCUCUUAAUACCGAGGUAGAUUUAUGCACAUAAGCAAGAAACUGAAUUUAUAUAAAUUUAGAUUUGACAUCUGCACUGGCAACAGAUGUGACAUUAUUAGACUUGCAGUGAUUGUUUUGUGGCUUUUACUCCAUGCCCAUUAUAUGAUAACUCCCUUUUUCAUUUAGAUCUGUGAGGUGCUUAAUUAGUUAUUAAUAUACUAGUCAGUAUUUGAUGUUCUGAAAUAAUUUUAUGAAAAAUUAAAUGUAUAAAUGACUACUUGUCCAAGGCUUGUCUAACUUUAUGCAAAAAGGGAAACCAUGUUGUUGUAAUCACUAGGAUUGCGAGUCAAUAUAUGAAAAAUUCAACCAUCU